AUGGACGUCGUCAUACUCUUCUUCGGAGUUACAGUUUUAAACACUGCCACGUCUAAUAUCAUACCAACUCCCUUACCUCCUGAACUGACGUGUUGGUGGAACGGAACAGAAUACCAUGAUGGUGAACAUUUCAGCCAAUCUUGUUUUGCCCGGUGUGAAUGCCAAAGGGGACAUAUUUCUUGUAUUUAUGCGGACUGCUCUUUUGAGCCCCCUCCUUGUGCUGACCCGGUUACUCCCAAAUGCGGCUGUCCCCAUUGUCCUAAUGGAGCAAACUGUGGAUAUGGUAAUGUGACUAUUCCUGCUGGUCAGCAGUACAGAGUAGACGAAAGAACUCUGUGUAGCUGUCUGGAAGGAGGGAAACCUGCUCUAUGCAAACCUUUGGGCUGUACGUAUAUGGGGAAGAUGUAUUUUGAAGAGGUCUUUCAUCCAUCACCAUGCUUGGAAUGUCAUUGCAAUGUAUUUACACAUAUCAGCAAUUGUUCUCUCAACAACUGCAUAAUAAAACCACUCGAGUGUGUGGAUGCCGUCGUUGAACCAGGAACCUGUUGUCAUGUCUGUCCAAAUGGGCCGAAUUGUUUUGUUGGAAACAAGAAAAUUUCUGCAGGCACGGACUACAACGAUGGUAGUCAAAUCUGUCGAUGUCCGGAUCCAGAUCACAAUCUACUGUUUGGCAGUAGUAGUGGUCCUCAGGCAGUUUGCAGCCUAAUUGGUCCUGCGCCACCACAUUCUGGUGCUAUAUAA
Molecule: messenger RNA, 741 nt
Organism: Ylistrum balloti
Lineage: Eukaryota; Metazoa; Mollusca; Bivalvia; Pectinida; Pectinidae
Product: von Willebrand factor C domain-containing protein 2-like
Exons: 3
Coding region: 1-741 (246 amino acids)
Biological process (GO): negative regulation of BMP signaling pathway
Cellular component (GO): AMPA glutamate receptor complex
Molecular function (GO): protein binding
Source: RefSeq, a predicted model, not a curated record